Papilio polytes (common Mormon) is the source of this 507-nucleotide messenger RNA. RefSeq lists its product as uncharacterized. The record is from RefSeq and is a predicted model, not a curated record. The transcript is spliced from 4 exons. Lineage: Eukaryota; Metazoa; Arthropoda; Insecta; Lepidoptera; Papilionidae. Bases 1 to 507 code for a protein of 168 amino acids.
AUGGCAGUGCGAGAUAUGAAAAAUGGAAAAGCGGUGGGGCCUGAUGGCAUACCCGUCAAAGUAUGGAAAGUUUUGGAAGAAGAUGGUAUAAAGUGGCUGAUUUUAUUCUUCGAUAAGUUGUUGCAAGAAGAGUCGAUCGCUGAUGAAUGUGUAUCAGUCGAGGAACAACAGAUGCCAUAUUCGCGUUGCGCCAGCUAUGUUAAAAGUAUAGACAUGUCCAUAAGAACUUGCAUAUGGUGUAACGUUGAUCUCAAAAAGGCGUACGACCGAGUCCCCCGUAAGGUUCUGUGGUCCGAAGCCGGCGUAACCGACAAGUUCAGUGUGGCUGUGUGCCUGCACCAGGGAUCGGCUUUAAGCCCUUAUCUAUUCCUCCUGGUUAUCGACGCAUCAACAUCGGCGAUCCAGGAGGAAGUACCCUGGUGUAUGCUGUUCGCCGACGACAUUGUUCUUGUUGGGAAACAUGCGCUUGAGGUCCACACAAAUACUGAAGAUGACGACAAAAUUUGA